Molecule: messenger RNA, 593 nt
Organism: Medicago truncatula (barrel medic)
Lineage: Eukaryota; Viridiplantae; Streptophyta; Magnoliopsida; Fabales; Fabaceae
Product: LOB domain-containing protein 12
Exons: 2
Coding region: 69-548 (159 amino acids)
Source: RefSeq, a predicted model, not a curated record
UCUCUCUCAUUCCUUUCCUAAGUGUGUUCCAUAAACUUCUCUUGUUUUCUCUGUUUUUUCAUAAUCAAAUGGGUGGUAAUACUACUUCUCCUUGUGCUUCAUGCAAACUCCUUAGACGCCGUUGUGCUAAGGAUUGUAUCUUUGCUCCUUAUUUCCCUUCACAUGAUCCUAAAAAAUUUGCAAUAGUUCACAAGGUUUUUGGUGCAAGCAACGUUAGCAAAAUGCUCCAGGAACUUCCUAUUCAACAAAGAGCUGAUGCAGUAAGCAGCUUAGUAUAUGAAGCAAAUGCAAGAGUGAAGGACCCUGUUUAUGGUUGUGUUGGAGCAAUAUCAUACCUUCAAAACCAAGUUUCUGAGCUUCAAAUGCAGCUUGCAGUAGCACAAGCAGAGAUACUUUGCAUCCAGAUGAAACAUGAUGAUCAGCCUCUAAUGCAAAAUCAAGAAAUAGCCCUUGAUCAUAAACCUUAUGAUCUCCCUCAGUACUUCAACUUUCCUUCUUCAAGCAAUGUAAUUCAUCAUGAUUCUUUCUCAAGAGAGAGAAUUUUUUGAUUUUUUGAUGUGACAUGGUUUCUUGAAUGAAAAAUGUUCACAUGG